Molecule: messenger RNA, 1909 nt
Organism: Acanthopagrus latus (yellowfin seabream)
Lineage: Eukaryota; Metazoa; Chordata; Actinopteri; Spariformes; Sparidae
Product: complement C1q and tumor necrosis factor-related protein 9-like
Exons: 2
Coding region: 1226-1663 (145 amino acids)
Molecular function (GO): protein binding
Source: RefSeq, a predicted model, not a curated record
AAAUGUACAAAAAAGUACCCUGAUAACUAAAAUUCAAUUAAUAAGAUUGGAACCUGCCGUCGGCAUCACACGCACACACACACACACAUUAACACUGGACAAUGACUAGUGAAUUAGAACUACAGAAUAUUUUGAAUUACAGUCACCUGUGAGACAUAAUUAUGAUUUUUUUUUCAUGUUUAAGACAAACUCUCAAAAUUUUUACAUUAUGUGUAAAAGCAAGCAAUUGAUACUGUAUUUGUCUCUACUGAGAGACCAUAAUUUAACAUUAAUUUAACAGAAAAGUUAUCAGAGCCUGAUAACACGGAUAAAUUGCCGUUCAGUGGUUGAGAAGAAUUUGGAGAAUCUGGACCAGUGGCGAGGCUCUUGAGGCUCUUGCUGGUUUAACUGGAGCCGGCAGUUGUGUUUCAAGUCCUGGUUGUAAGACCUGACUUUAGUUUAAACUAAACAAAUACAUUCUCCAGGUCUCCAGGUCAUUUGUUCUUAAAUGUAAGGAUCUGCAUAUUUUCCCUCCAGUGUAUUGUCCUGAAGUCACUGGAAGGAUUUAGUCAGUAUAGUUAUUUUUUCGAUCUCUCUCUACACAACAUAUAUACUUCUAUAGGUUUCCAAUAAAGUUACCUGAAACUCCAAUCAGCCUGCUCUCAUUUUGUGUUGUUUUGCGAUUUAAUGUACAUUUUUGCCAGGAACAAUACUUCCUUUAAAAAAAUAAAAUGUACCAAGAUUUUUUUUUUUGUCUAUUAGGUUCUUCUGUGAAGUAAAGUCUCCCCUGUCAUUUAAUAUGAAAAAAAAAAGCCUUUAACAUGAUGGAACAGGUUGCACCUGAAAACCAGAUGAGCAACUUCAGCCUGUGUCUCUGCUCUGCUCUUACAUAUGCAGCAUUCUUCCGCAGGACAGCAACAGGUAAGAAGACCUCUGAUCCUCAGGUAGAUUUGUAUCAUACAUGCUAAAAUAUACUAAACUGAAAGGUCUUGCAAAUAGAUCUUAGUGUUUGUGCUUUGCACUGUUUAGGAAAACACAGUGAAGGAUAGAAAAUUUAACUUCCUUAAUAGUUCAUUGAGGUUUUUUUUUACUACUCAGUUGGUGAGCAUCUGUCACGUGUCACCGUGCAAUCUGCAAAACCUGUGUUUUUUUGGAUUAUUGAUAUUAUGUAACCGUCCAGAAAAUGCUGUUUUUUAAUUACUGUUUUCAACAGACGUGCACCACCACAUCUUCAAACCUGUAAGUCAUGGCCUAUGAACCCAACCGUGGAGACAACUAUUCACCGUCAGGGACUGUUGCCUUCACAGCCAAGCUGAAAGUGGAGGACAGCUACCCCUGCUCCUCUGGAGUCCUGAAGUUUGCCACUGUGCUGGUCAACGAGGGAGGAGGCUACAGUCCUGACACUGGCAUCUUCUCCUGCCCCGUGGAUGGCUUCUACCACUUCACUGUGCAUGUGUCUGUGUAUGGGCGAGGACAGUGCGCUAUAUUAAAAAAUGGAGAGAAAGUAGUGUCACUGUACCACACUUCUCUGCCAGAUAAAUGUAGCCAAGUGGCUAGUAUCAGCAGUGUGAUCAAACUGUCUAAAAAGGAUGAAGUCUGGGUGGAUGUUUGGGGGCCUGGCAGAAACGAUAUCUUUGCAACUGAAGAUAAUGACACAAUCUUUACUGGGGUGCGUUUGGGUUGACGGCAUUAGUCACAAAAUGUAAAUAAAGUUCUUAGCCGGGCUUUUCUCUUCCUGCAAAGAGCCAAUACCACUUCAGUGUAUGAUUAUCAUUAAUAUUACCAUUAGUGUUAGGUGAAUUUUGAAACAACAAUGUUAAAUUGAGCCUUUGCCUCAAUAACAUCAAUGUUUUCCUUUGUUGUGAACUUUGUCGUGCAAACACAUCUGACUAAUGAUAAUGUAACUGUAUGGUUUAAAUGUAACACUGCA